AUGAUCGUCGGCACACGUCUCAUUCUUGUCUCCUUGGCGAUUAUCGCAGUUGUUUCCGCACAACAAUGCGAAGUAUGUAAAAAGGUGUUGGACGAUGUGAUGGCCAAGGUCCCCUCUGCCGACAAAUCGAAGCCGGAUGCGAUAGGAAAAGUGAUUCGUGAGCAUUGUGCGACGGCGAAGAAUAAGGAACACAAAUUCUGCUUCUACAUCGGCGCUCUCCCAGAAUCCGCCACUUCUAUCAUGAACGAGGUCACCAAACCACUCAGUUGGUCGAUGCCAACCGAAAAAGUUUGUAUCGACAAACUGAAGAGCAAGGACGCCCAAAUUUGCGAGCUGAAAUAUGACAAACCACUCGACUGGAAGACUAUCGAUUUGAAGAAGAUGCGCGUGAAGGAGCUCAAAAACAUUCUUGGCGAGUGGGGAGAGUCGUGCAAAGGGUGCACCGAGAAGACCGAGUUCAUCAAGCGAAUCGAGGAGUUGAAGCCGAAAUAUGUCAAAGACGAGCUGUGA
Molecule: messenger RNA, 510 nt
Organism: Caenorhabditis remanei
Lineage: Eukaryota; Metazoa; Nematoda; Chromadorea; Rhabditida; Rhabditidae
Exons: 4
Coding region: 1-510 (169 amino acids)
Biological process (GO): dopaminergic neuron differentiation; neuron projection development
Cellular component (GO): endoplasmic reticulum
Source: RefSeq, a predicted model, not a curated record